AUGGAUGACAUCGAGCACCAUCAUUCCCCGCCAAUCUCUCUCCACAAACACCAAAUUCAAUCUCUCACUCAAAAUGUUAUUUUCCUACAGGAAUUUCUCCAAGGUUACAAGUCCCCGGUUUCUAAUCAGGACGAAGCAGAUCCAUUGGAGAUGCGUAUUGCAGAUGCAGCAUAUGCGGCUGAAGAUGUUAUCGAAUCCCAUAUCGUGGAUAAGAUUCAGGAAUUUCUCCAAGGUUACAAGUCCCCGGUUUCUUAUCGCGACGAAGCAGAUCCAUUGGAGAUGCGUAUUGCUGAUGCAGCAUAUGCGGCUGAAGAUGUUAUCGAAUCUCAUAUCAUGGACAAGGUUCGGCUGAGUAGACCCAAAUCAACCAAAAUCAGACGUUUCUUCAAUUGCUUUCGAGGUCCUAAGGAUAAUGGUAACCCAAUCAAGUUGUAUCAAGAUUUACAAAAUGUGAUAGAAGAAAUGGACCGGCUCAAGACAGUGGCUGUGGAGACCAACACGGUGAAAGUGAUGGUGCUCCGUGAUCAACGAAAUAGAUUCGUCUCUUCAUCCACUAGGAAGAAGAGUAGUGGGGGCAUGAUGGUGUUCUCUGAUGAGGUCUUACUUGGGAUCAUGGAAAAGCUUGUUGCAGACGAACCUAGUCGCCAAGUCAUCCCGAUCACAGGAAUGGGUGGGAUAGGUAAGACCGCUCUUGCUCAAACUGUUUAUACUAAACAAGUUAUUAAGGAGCGUUUUGAUAUUUGUGCUUGGGCUACUAUUUCUCAACAAUACAACACCAGAGAUAUUCUAGGUGAACUUGUUUCUCAAACCAGUAAAAAAGACGAAAACCAACUAAGUGAAAGGAGUGAAGAAGAUUUAGGAUUAGAGCUCUACCAAUAUUUGUCUGGUAGAAGGUUUCUAAUUGUAAUGGAUGAUAUAUGGGAUAUUGAGUCUUGGAAUGAGAUACAACAUUUCUUUCCUGACAAUGGGAAUAGCAGUCGGAUAAUGGUGACGACUAGGCUAUCAAAAUUGAGUUCUCAAUUAAACAAUCAUUAUAGCCAUCCAAUGAAAUUUCUUGAUGAGGUUAGUAGUUGGGUCCUAUUCUCCAAAAUCGUUUUUGGAGAUGAACAUUUUCCUCUUGAAUUGGAGGAAAUUGGAAAAGAAAUUGUAAGCCGAUGUAGAGGACUUCCUCUAUCAAUUGUUGUAGUUGGAGGUAUUUUGAAAAAUAUUGAACACACACAAGAAUGUUGGGAGUCAAUAAGGAACAACCUAACAUCAUUGGUUAACUUGGACAAUGAUAAGCAUUGCUUGAGAUUGCUGAAAAUGAGCUACAAUCAUUUGCCAAUCUACUUAAAGCCUUGUUUCUUAUACAUGGGCGUGUUUGAGGAAGAUGAUGCAAUCUUAGUCUCAACAAUCAUUAAGCUAUGGGUUUCUGAAGGAUUUCUUAAACCCGUAGAUGGCGAAAUUUUGGAAAUAAUUGGGAAAGAGUUCUUAAAGGGCUUAGUAGAUAGAAAUCUCGUUCUAGUUGAUCAGUUGGGGAGCACCGGAAAUAUAAAACGAGUCAAGGUUCAUGAUUUGGUUAGAGACCUAUGCGUGAAGCAGGCUAAUGAAGAAGGAUUUUAUCAUGUUAUUGGAGAAUCUAGUCCUCGGGGCAUGAAUAGCCAACGCCGCAUUGUUAUACGCAGGAAAACUUCAGAGGAGAAAGUCUUUGAUGACUUGCAAUCUAUGCCACAUGCUCGUUCCAUUAUCUGCGAGCAUGGGAAAGUUCCACAAUGCCAAAAUUUUGGAUUGCUGAGGACAAUACACGCAUACAAAUUUCGUAAUUUUAAAGAGGAACACUACAUAAGUUCGCUUGUGUCUGGGUAUGUUAACUUGCGGCACCUUGUUGCUAAAGUUGACAGCAUGUCCCCAAUUUUUUCUUCCUUCAACCAUCUUUGGAAUUUGAAGACAUUGAUCAUAUUGUGUUCGAAUGAGUCUAUUGUGCCUACUGAGAUUUGGAAAAUGCCGCAAAUUAGGCACAUUGUCGGGAUCAGGAAAAAAUUGAUACUCGUAGAUCCUUCGAGUGAUGCUGCUGUCAUGGAGAAUCUAGCGGUACUUAGUGGAACGCUUAAUUUCAAGUUCACUGAUGACGUGAUUAUGAGAAUUCCUAAUAUCAAGAAAUUAGUGAUACAUUAUUCAGGAAGCAAGGAAAUGAGCCAUGAUGAUUAUUAUUGUUUAGGCAAUAUUCAAUGUAUGUCUAAAUUAGUAUCUCUACUUAUCUCCAGUGAGUCUCAUUUUAAUGGGAAUGCCUCUUUGGACAAGCUCACUUAUCCACAAACACUCAAGAGCUUAACUCUUGAGAGCAAAAGUGACUUUGAAUGGGAAAUGAUAUUGGGAAAGAUAGGUUCGUUGCCCCUUCUUGAGAAGUUCACGUUGUGGCGUGGAUGCUUUGGAACAGGCAAGUGGGAAGUCUUAGAAAACCAAUUCCCGUGCCUCAAGUACUUGAGAUUGGUUUCGUGUAAUAACCUGAGACAAUGGACCGCAGAAACAAGCUCAAUCUUUCCAUGCCUUGAGAAGAUUCGCCUUGAAAAUUUAAAAGUGUUGGGGAAUAUCCCAUCUGAAAUUGGAGACAUGCCGUUGCUUCAAAACAUAUGGAUACGACAUUGCAGCGAAGCAGCGAUGAUAUGUGCGAAGGAGAUUGUAGAGGAACAAAUGUAUCUACAAGGGGAGAAUCUUCCCUUUGGAAUUCAGGUUAUGGUUCCACUUCAUAAAAAGGAAGCAAUGCAAAGUAUGGUUGGUCCCAACUUUGAAGUUGUAUAUACCGGAUAGAGGAGCGGACUCAGAAAAGAAUAGUGUGACUAUGUUUUCUAAAUUGUAAUUUGAUUUAUUUUCUUCUC
This is a messenger RNA of Salvia hispanica, 2855 nucleotides long. Its product is annotated as putative late blight resistance protein homolog R1A-10. The record is from RefSeq and is a predicted model, not a curated record. Lineage: Eukaryota; Viridiplantae; Streptophyta; Magnoliopsida; Lamiales; Lamiaceae. Gene Ontology annotation, biological process: defense response to other organism. Gene Ontology annotation, molecular function: ADP binding.